AUGAAGAUGGCUACGCCGGAGGAAGCUGAGGGCUGUAACAUCGGUGAUUAUGUGCUUCCCGUGGCUCCUCUGCCUCCCCUUGAUUCUAUGGCGUACUUCGAUGCAAUACAAAAUGAGCCUAUUGAGAUAGACCAUGAGGCUAUAGCAUCCGUGUUUUGGGUAUUAUUGAAUAGAGUGUGUGUCAAGUCUAUAGUUUCUGAAACAGGUUCUAACAGCAUUCCGGGACUUAUUUUUAUGAUGAUAUCCGAUCCGGACUCUGGUCUUUCUGACUACCGACCGCUAGGAUACAACCUUCUCUUGAAAGCUUUCUUAAUUCCGGCAGAUUCAGUAGCACUUGAGGAGGAUAAGUGCAGUGCAGUGAAAAGGGUGAAUCUGCCUACUGGAAGUGCUUGGUAUGCUCCUCCUGGCCAAGGCUUUGAAAAUUUCACUAGUAGAGCACAUCAACGGAAGAUGUUGGAUUGGGUGCCUCAGAAUGUUCGGCUUUCUCGUCAGGGGAAUGCUCCUAAUGCAGGCUUAUAG
Molecule: messenger RNA, 519 nt
Organism: Arabis nemorensis
Lineage: Eukaryota; Viridiplantae; Streptophyta; Magnoliopsida; Brassicales; Brassicaceae
Source: the annotation of a GenBank genome assembly